UAACCACAAAAUCCCCAAAUCAAUCGUCGUUCUCAAUUGCACACAGUGUGCCACCUUCCUCUUCAUUUUAGGGUUUUUCGAUUCGAGCAAGCAAUUAAACUUAGCUCGCGACGUGUUUCUUGGUUUUCGAUGAAACGAUGAAUCAUCCCUCUGUUAUACUCUGUAAUGAAGAAAGGUACUACCUUUGACACCAGAAACUUCAUUCACCUCUUUACUUUUCGGUCUUCCCAAUCCAUCCCCAACGCUCGUAACCUCUCUUCCUCAACGAUAACUGACACCACAAGACCUUUCCCUGAUUACUCCCCGAAGAAACCUUCAGUGAGAGACACCGAACUCGUCCACCAAAUCGCCAAUGUGAUUAAGCUUCGUCGCGCUGAGCCUCUGAGGCGUAGCUUAAAGCCUUACGAAUGCAAGUUCAAGACUGAUCACUUGGUUUGGGUUCUGAUGAAGAUUAGGUCUGAUUACAGCUUGGUUCUUGACUUCUUUGAAUGGGCACGCUCCCGUAGAGACUCCACUCUUGAAGGCCUUUGCAUUGUCACUCACUUAGCUGUGGCGUGUAAGGAUUUGAGAGUGGCUCAUUCUAUGAUAAGGAACUUCUGGGAGAGACCGAAGCUGAGUGUUGCUGAUUCCUUUGUACAGUUUUUUGAGCUUUUGGUGUAUACUUACAAGGACUGGGGCUCGGAUCCGAAUGUGUUCAAUGUGUUCAUCCAAGUACUAGUUGAGUUUGGGAUGGUACGUGAAGCUAGGAAAGUGUUUGAGAAGAUGUUGAAUUACGGGUUGGUUCUCUCUGUUGAUUCAUGUAACCUUUACCUUGACCGUCUUUCGAAAGAGUGUGAUAAAAAAACUGCAACGGCUGUUGUAGUGUUUAGGGAGUUUCCUAAGGUGGGUGUUUGUUGGAAUGUUGCUUCUUAUAA
Molecule: messenger RNA, 914 nt
Organism: Brassica oleracea var. oleracea
Lineage: Eukaryota; Viridiplantae; Streptophyta; Magnoliopsida; Brassicales; Brassicaceae
Product: pentatricopeptide repeat-containing protein At1g05670, mitochondrial-like
Molecular function (GO): protein binding
Source: RefSeq, a predicted model, not a curated record